Molecule: messenger RNA, 1818 nt
Organism: Bacidia gigantensis
Lineage: Eukaryota; Fungi; Ascomycota; Lecanoromycetes; Lecanorales; Ramalinaceae
Exons: 1
Coding region: 1-1818 (605 amino acids)
Biological process (GO): tRNA methylation
Molecular function (GO): tRNA (uridine) methyltransferase activity
Source: RefSeq, a predicted model, not a curated record
AUGCCGGGAAAAUUGAUUGAGGCGAAGGAUUUAACGGUAUCUUCUCAUCCUCAUGAACAGUUGAAGCAACUUCUUCAGCUGCCCCACGAGUCCUGGCUGCCCAUCCUCCAACAUCCGUGUGACUUUGAUCCUACCGUCUUCGAAAGUGUUUCUCUCAAUCUGCUGAAGAAUCCAAAUAUCAAUUCAAGCUUGCUUUUUCGUGCUGACAUUCUCUACGACAGCAAAGAUGAUGAAGCCACAGAUGAUUCACUAUCACGGGAAGAGAAGAGACAAGCAUUGGAAGCAUAUAAGAUAUUGGAUGGAGGAUUCCAUGGCUUUGAGUUGGGAAGGACACUUCUUCGGAGAAUGAUACCUCGCAAUCCGCAGUUGGACAAGCCCAUGCUUCAGACAUGUGUAUUCCUCAAAUCGACACCAGCUUCACAUGCAGAAAGAACCCUCGUUGUAUACAUCCCUCAUGCUUCUUCCAUUGACGAGAUACCGUGGUAUCAUCCGCGCGUUCAAGCACUUGCGUACAUGCACGAUUGGUCUCACUCGACGCAAAAAGAUCGCUCAGGCUCUGUCUCACUUCACUUUCGUCUUUAUUCUUUUGAGACCUUACCUCUUUCCUCACGUCUUCAGCGGACUGCCCAACAUCUCCUCUCUACAGUCCACAAGCAUGGACAGGGUCUCUUGGCCGGCUACCAGAAACAAGUGAAUCAUGACCAGAUCAUCUCGCAACAGCGAGUGCAGGAUAAGUAUUCUGAAUUGAAGAAGACGCAUGCCAAGAGACUUUGUGACAAUUGGGUUGAGCAGACAGAGCCUAGCAAACAUGUGUUUGAGGAUCUCGGGAUCGCAGCGUUCUUGAUUGAGCUGUGGAAAGACACGUAUACUUCAGAUGAUGACUGGCUGAAGAUUGAUGAUCAUGCUAGCAAAAGCCAAAAGCCAGUAUUUCCCGGCUUUGUCGACAUCGGCUGCGGCAACGGCGUCCUGGUUGACAUUCUCAUCCGAGAAGGAUACUCUGGCUGGGGAUUUGAUGCCCGAAAACGGAAGACGUGGGCCACGUUUGAUUCCCGUAUCCGAAAGAAUCUGAAAGAGCUGAUUCUCGUUCCUAAGCCAUUCACGCACAAUUCACCGCAGAUGAGACCUGCCGAUCAGGCUGACGGCCACCAAGCUUCACACAGGUGGUCCAUUUCCUCAGCGCUGAAGCACUGUAAGUCUGCAGAUACACCAGCGUAUCAUGACGGUAUAUUCCCCAUUGGCACUUUCAUCAUCUCCAAUCAUGCAGAUGAGCUCACUCCUUGGACGCCACUGUUGGCUUCACUCUCAUCCUCACCCUUCCUUUGCAUCCCCUGCUGCUCACAUAAUCUUUCUGGCCAGCGCUUCCGCGCUCCUUCUGUCUUCAAUGGCAACUCAGCUGAUGGUCUUGCUCCAUUAUACUUUGCGGAUCAGGUCAAGAGGGGUAAAGGUGUCCCCAUCGUCACUGCUCAUACCGACAACGAGGAGAUGUAUGCACCAAAUCAAGCAGCUGAGCAAGGCGACUUAAAGGCGCUUAAGGCUUCGGAGAGGAAGAAGCAGCCUUCGGCCUACGCAAGCCUUUGCGACUGGGUGACUGAGCUUUCGAUGCGAGUUGGGUAUGAUGUUGAGAAGGAGAUGCUGAGGCUGCCUAGCACUAGGAAUCUGGGUAUUGUUGGAAGGCAUCCGCGAGAGGGCUUCAAGGGCUUGACGCUAGAAGCUAAGAUGGAGCGUGUCAUACAGAUAGUCAAGGAGGAGAAAGCAGAUGGCAAAGUAUGGAUGGAUCGUGCACACGGCUUGGUCAAAGGGCAAGGACCGAUGCAUUGA